Hypomesus transpacificus is the source of this 1731-nucleotide messenger RNA. RefSeq names its product dual specificity phosphatase 5 (gene dusp5). Gene Ontology annotation, biological process: endoderm formation; protein dephosphorylation; negative regulation of MAPK cascade. Gene Ontology annotation, molecular function: protein tyrosine/threonine phosphatase activity; MAP kinase tyrosine/serine/threonine phosphatase activity. Gene Ontology annotation, cellular component: nucleus; cytoplasm. The record is from RefSeq and is a predicted model, not a curated record. NCBI's taxonomy places the organism in Eukaryota, Metazoa, Chordata, Actinopteri, Osmeriformes, Osmeridae. The transcript has 4 exons. The coding region runs from base 130 to 1272 and encodes 380 amino acids.
GGAAAUGUAGGCAUUGACGUUCAGUAGGGCGCGUUCACUUGACUACAACGGCCCGUAUACAUUGCUUAUUGUGUAUAACUCAAUUGAGUGUGUUUACCAGUGAGCUAAUACCCAAUUUAUAGUUUCAAAAUGAAAAUCUCAAGCAUAGAUUGCCGCCGUCUGAAAAAAAUCAUCAGGAAGGAAUGUGGAAGCUGUCUGAUUGUGGAUUGCCGACCUUAUUUUUCUUUUUCGAACUCUAAUAUUAAAGGUUCGGUAAAUGUCAACCUUAACUCGGUUGUUGUCCGGAGGUCAAGAGGGGGGCCGGUACCUCUUCAGUUUGUCAUUCCGGAUGAAAAAGCGCUGUUACGGCUUCGAGAAGGGAGCAUAUCGGCCGUUGUGGCCGUGGACGAUCGGACACCUCAUUUGCAAAAACUGAAAAAGGACAGUAUCGCACAGAUUGUGAUAAACAGUCUCUCUCACCUAGCGAGUGGAGCAAACAUAUGUUUUCUUAAAGGGGGAUACGAGAACUUCCAGUCCCAGUACCCAGAACUCUGCACUGAGGUGAAAACCGUCGACCAGAGCGGAACUGAAACCGAAAAAAAAGUUAACAGCCAUUGUGAGAAGCUGGGCUCUUACCACAAACCAGAUUAUGAUCAGGGCAAGCCGGUGGAGAUCCUACCGUUCCUCUUCCUCGGCAGUGCCUACCACGCCUCCAGGCAGGACUAUCUCAGCGACCUGCGCAUCACCGCCCUGCUCAACGUCUCACGCAGGGACCUGAGGCCCGCCAAGGGACACUACGACUACAAGUGGAUCCCUGUGGAGGACAGCCACACGGCCGACAUCAGCUCCCACUUCCAGGAAGCUAUCGAGUUUAUCGAUCGGGUGAAGAUGUCCGGCGGCAAGGUCCUGGUCCACUGCGAAGCCGGCAUCUCCAGGUCGCCCACCAUCUGCAUGGCGUACAUUAUGAGAACUGAGCGGAGGCAGUUAGAGGAAGCCUUCGACAUCAUCAAGCAGCGACGCGAACUCAUCUCGCCCAACUUCAGCUUCAUGGGCCAGCUGCUGCAGUUCGAGUCCGAGGUCCUGUCCUCCACGCCCGCGGCCGUCCCCUCCGAGCCCGCCACGCCGUCCGGGUCACCGGUAGCGGCCUCGUUCUUCUCAGGCGACUUCGCUUUCGAUGACGACUUUGAGGCGUCGUCCGUUUUCGCCCUCCCUACCUCUUUCCUCGCCCCCCUUCCUCUCCAAUCACCAGUCCACCACCAGUUUAAACUGAGCCCAAUAACUGCAUUGCCUUAAGAAAAGAAGAAAAUAAACACCACCACCAAUAGCAACAUGUGACUGCUUUUAGUCUCAAAUUUACUUGAAAAAAAUGUAGGAAAUAGAUUUUAGAAUUUCUCUAUGUGUCUGGUGUUGAAGCCAGAGGUUUAGUGGGAUUGACUGGAGAUGGACAAUAAGAGACUUGAAGAGAGAAGUCACUUGACAGUGUUCAUUCACGGGACUUGUUUGUGUUGUGAAAAGUCAAUGAGAUAAAUAGGCAAAAGCCAAUGAUGCUGCGCGUCUGUUUGACUUAGAGAGUUGAACUACAGCACUGCGAUACACUGCAAUACAUGCCUUAGGUUGAUAUUGUGAUCUUCUGCCUAUUCACAAAGCCUGUCGAGGCAUUUUAACUUAUUUGAUAAUUCUCGUCUGUCUAUCUGUUUGUCUGUUUCUUUUUUCAAUAAUUGUGUGGAUGUCAAUAAAUGUUUCCACCAAAAA